Messenger RNA from Rubroshorea leprosula, 2688 nucleotides. The record is from the annotation of a GenBank genome assembly. Lineage: Eukaryota; Viridiplantae; Streptophyta; Magnoliopsida; Malvales; Dipterocarpaceae.
CCUGGCACAUCAUGAGGUUCCUUUUCUUCCGCAUAAAUAAUGCCAUCAGGAGCUUACAUUGAACACUCACAAGGCUCCUCACACCUUUAGCUAUCACCACUUUCUUUCCUCUCAGAAGACUUUGGACAAGAGAGAAGAAAGAUGGUGAAGUUCUCCAAACAGUUUGAGGGGCAGCUUGUGCCUGAAUGGAAAGAGGCUUUUGUCGAUUACUGGCAACUGAAGAAGGACCUCAAGAAAAUCCAACAUCUCCUUAAUGCUAACAAUACACCAACACCCCCCAAAAAAGAACAUACUUCUUUAGCCAAUACCCUCAUAUCCUUAGCCGGGAAGUUCUCUAUUUUUCACCCCAAACAAAGAGAUCAUGGAGCAAUUCAUGUUCAUAAGAAGCCUGCAUCUUCAGCUAGCAUAGGUGACGUGUAUGAGACAGAACUGCUAGAUCAAUUUGAGGAUACUAAUGCUGCCAAGGAAUUCUUUGCACGUUUGGACAUGCAGCUGAACAAAGUGAACCACUUUUACAAGACAAAGGAGAAAGAGUUUGUGGAUAGAGGGGAGUCCUUGAAGAAACAGAUGGAGAUUCUAAUUGAGCUCAAAACAGCCCUCAAGCAAAAGAGUGGCAAAGGAGAUUCUGCUCAGGACGCUAAGGAUGAUGGUUCCAUCUCUUACACAAUCUCAUGUGAGGAGGACUCUGUUAAGGACAGAACAGAAGAAGAACAAGACCAGCUGCAAGACAACAGCAGCACAGAUGAGCCGCCAUUUUCAGACUCCCCAAGGUCAGAUGAGAUGGGGAAAUCAAUGAGAUUGAAAAGAGAGGAUAGCAGAUUAAAGUCGAUAUCAAGUCAUGUUUUCAAUAUCCAGGGGAAGAACCUGAGGCUAAAUAUUCCUCUAACAACACCAUCCCGUACCUUCUCGGCUGUCAGUUACUUAAUUUGGGAAGAUUUAAUAAAUCAGUCCUCAAAGAAAUGUGAUCCUGAAGGAAGAAAGCUGCAUUUCAACAAGACAAAGGUGCAUCAUGCAGGGAAGAUGAUAGAAGGAGCCAUCAUUGAAUUAUAUAAAGGAUUGAGUUAUCUCAAAACUUACAGGCACUUGAACAUGCUUGCUUUUAUAAAAAUUCUGAAAAAAUUUGACAAGGUGACUGGGAAACAAGUUCUUCCCAUUUACCAUAAAGAAGUUGAGAGUUCAUAUUUCAACAGCUCAGACAAGGUAAUGAAUUUAGCAGAUGAAGUUGAGGAGCUUUUCAUCAAGCACUUUGCUGAUGAUGAUCGAAGAAAGGCCAUGAAGUAUCUUAGGCCUCAGCAGCACAAAGAAUCACAUGCUGCAACCUUCUUCAUAGGGCUCUUCACUGGAUGCUUCAUUGCCCUUCUUGCUGGAUACAUUAUUAUGGCUCAUUUAACUGGGAUGUAUAGAAGGCGGGAAAAUGAGACAAUCUAUAUGGCAACUGUCUAUCCUGUACUUAGCAUGUUUGGCCUGUUGUUCCUCCACCUCUUUAUGUAUGGCUGCAACAUCUUCAUGUGGAAAAAAACUCGUAUAAAUUACAGCUUCAUUCUAGAAUUAGGCCCUACCACGGAACUGAAGUACAGAGACGUGUUCUUAAUUUGUGCAACUUCAAUGACAGCAGUUGUGGGAGUCAUGUUCAUUCAUUUGUCUCUGAUAACAAAAUAUGCCCAGGUUCAAGCAAUCCCGGGCCUUCUGGUUCUGGUCUUCUUAUUGUUGCUUUUCUGCCCCUUCAACAUCUUCUACCGAUCAAGUAGAUACUGCUUCCUCCGUGUCAUAAGGAACAUAAUUUUAUCUCCUCUCUACAAGGUUGCGAUGCUGGACUUCGUCAUGGCAGAUCAACUCUGCAGUCAGGUACCAUUGCUAAGGCACCUCGAGUUUAUUGCUUGUUACUACAUAACUGGGAGCUACAAAACUCAGGAUUAUGGAUAUUGCAUGAGAGCUGGCCAUUAUAGAGACCUUGCUUAUGCUGUGUCCUUUCUGCCUUACUACUGCAGGGCCAUGCAGUGUGCUAGGAGGUGGUUUGAUGAAGGGCAGACCAGCCACCUUGUGAAUCUAGGUAAAUAUGUAUCAGCAAUGCUAGCAGCAGGGGCCAAAGUGGCCUAUGAGAAAGAACAUAAUGGAGGAUGGCUGUGUCUUGUUGUGGUGAUCUCAAGUGCUGCAACAGUGUAUCAAUUGUAUUGGGACUUUGUACACGACUGGGGAUUGCUUCAAGUGAAUUCCAAGAAUCCCUGGCUAAGGAAUAAAUUAAUGCUUCGUCGAAAGAUCAUUUACUACUUCUCCAUGGGACUGAAUCUGAUUCUCAGGCUUGCUUGGCUACAAACAGUUCUCCGUUCAGAUUUUGAACAUGUUGACAAAGGAGUAACUGAGCUGUUUAUGGCUGCCCUUGAAGUCAUUAGAAGAGGACAAUGGAAUUUCUACAGGUUGGAGAAUGAGCAUCUAAAUAAUGCUGGAAAGUUCAGAGCAGUGGACAAUGUUCCACUUCCCUUUGAUGAAGUUGAUGAGGAAGACUGACAAUGCCUAUUGGCAGAAGGGUUGCUCACAGAAUUCAAUUCGAGGUCAAGGAUAUUCUUCCAUCUGAAACAAUUUUUUCUUCGGGAAGAACCUUAUUAUCCUUGUUAUUGUUCCAAGGACAUUGGACAAUGGUUUUAUACUUGUACACAGAAUUUCCUUCAACAAUAAAAAGAAAAUUUAUGC